Molecule: messenger RNA, 495 nt
Organism: Lottia gigantea (owl limpet)
Lineage: Eukaryota; Metazoa; Mollusca; Gastropoda; Lottiidae
Exons: 1
Coding region: 1-495 (164 amino acids)
Source: RefSeq, a predicted model, not a curated record
AUGUCAGGUCAAGGUCAAAGUCAAGAUGUUCAAGAACCUACGCCAGUAGAGAAUGCACAGAUAGAUGAGAGCGUGGAUGAUAAGAUUACAGCUCUACGCAGCCAAAGGAAGCAAUUACGUGGAAAGCUUACCCGCUCAAUCAACCGUGUUCAAACCAAUAUAAGAAAGGGUGAAACUGACUCUAAAAGAUCAAAAAGGGAACUUAAACAAAUAGUUCGUGAUUAUGAACAGUGCUCAUUUGCUCAUGGUGAAAUUUAUGAACUAACAGAUCCAAUUGAUCAUGGUCGACUUGAUCAAUGGGAGGCUGAACUGAACAAUGAUUUCUUUAUUAUUGACGAAAUAAUUAAUGAACAAUUAAAACCCAUUGCUGAUGAUUCAUCAACCCCGUCACAUGAUGGUGAGUCAAGUCAACAAUCUCCUAAUGGGAAGAUACAGUCAUCGCCUACCCCUAGUCGAGAUCAUAAAGUUCCUGUCGAGUCAAUUAAGCCCAGUUAG